AUGGUAGAGAUGGUGAACGGAGUGUAUCUCAGUAGCGUCAUCUCGGUGCUGGGCAUUGUGGGAAAUGUAUUAAACAUGGCGGUGUUUGUGAAAUUCGGGCUGCAGUCGACGAUAAACAUCAGCUUCACAAUGUUGGCAUUCUCUGAUCUCGCCAGCAUGGUCACACUGUUGUGGUAUAACGUCUGCGGAAGUCCGGAAUUCAUGACUUCCGGGGUGCCUUUUAUCUUCGCGGAAGUGAAGCACCUGACUGCGGGUUUUCCCCAUGCCUGUUUUAGCCGUGUCACCUCCUGGGUCACCGUAUACAUCACGGCGGAGCGGUUUCUCUGCGUGGCGUUUCCGCUGAAGAUAAAACGCAUGAUCACGCCAAGAAAAGCCGCCGGCGUGAUCUUCGUGAUCUACGCCGUGAUGAUCUUGUCCCUACUCCCGGAAUACUCCACCGUGUACUUAACCUGGAUGUUUUAUCCCUCGCUAAACAAGACCCUCCUUGGACUUGCUUUCACCAACAACCGAGAAGACUUUGAUGGCGUGAGUUUACUUUUAUACGCCGCCUUUAUGAUCGCCUCUUUCUUCGGCAUCACCGGCUUCACAAUCGCCUUACUCGUCGUAUUUAAAGAUCAGUGA
Molecule: messenger RNA, 621 nt
Organism: Physella acuta
Lineage: Eukaryota; Metazoa; Mollusca; Gastropoda; Physidae
Product: growth hormone secretagogue receptor type 1-like
Cellular component (GO): membrane
Source: RefSeq, a predicted model, not a curated record